Messenger RNA from Myotis davidii, 738 nucleotides. Its product is annotated as zinc finger protein 20-like. NCBI's taxonomy places the organism in Eukaryota, Metazoa, Chordata, Mammalia, Chiroptera, Vespertilionidae. The record is from RefSeq and is a predicted model, not a curated record.
AUGCAUAUUCCUGGGAAACUGUAUGAGUGUACGCAAUGUGGGAAAGGCUUUAGUCUCAGUUACUUUAAACUUCACAAAAACACUCAUAGUGGAGAGAAACAAUAUCAAAGUCAGCAAUGUGGUAAAGCUUUCAGUUCUCCCAAGUACUCGCAAGAAAAUGAAAAAACACACACUGAAGAAAAGCCCUAUCAAUGUAAGAAAUCUGGUAACACUUUCAGUUCCACUUCUCUUAGAAAUCAUGAAAGAACACAUACUGGUGAGAAACAUGAAUGUAAGCAAUAUGACAAAGUCUUCAACUGGCACAGCAAUCUUAGAAAACAUAAAAGAAGUCAUGAUGGAAGGAAGCCUCAUGAAUGUAAGGAAUGUGGUAAAACAUUCUUCAUCCCUAUUCUUAGAGAUCAUGAAAGGACCCAUACUGGGCAGAAGCCCUAUGAAUGUAAGCAGUGUGGGAAAACCUUCAGUAGUCUCAACUCUCUUGGAAGACAUAAAAGAAGUCAUGAAAAAAAGCCUCCUGAAUGUAAGGAAUGUGGUAAAAUUUUCUGUGAUCCAUAUUCCCUCCGACAUCAUGAGAGUAUUCAUACUGGGGAAAACCUUAUAAAUGUAACCAUCGUGGUAAAGCUUUCUCUGAUACAACUUACCUCCGACGUCAUGAAAGAACUCAUAAUGAGGAAAAACCCCAUGAAUGUAAGCAAUGUGGGAAAGCCUUUAUUCAUCCCAGUUCCCGUCAAAUUCACCUAA